Messenger RNA from Phyllostomus discolor (pale spear-nosed bat), 1403 nucleotides. RefSeq names its product secretion regulating guanine nucleotide exchange factor (gene SERGEF). The record is from RefSeq and is a predicted model, not a curated record. Lineage: Eukaryota; Metazoa; Chordata; Mammalia; Chiroptera; Phyllostomidae.
CCCUCCGCGUUGGCCACUCCCGGAAGCGUCGGUGGAGGGUCCCCCAUGGAGCAGGAUCCCAGCGUCCUGAAUGCUACCCCAGCUCCGACCGCGCUCUUCGCCUGGGGGGCAAAUAGCUACGGGCAACUUGGCCUUGGCCAUAAGGAAGAUGUACUCUUGCCCCAACAGCUGAAUGACUUCUGUAAACCUGUGUGUAUUAGGAGGAUCACGGGAGGAGGGGGCCACUCAGCUGUCAUUACAGAUGGAGGAAGUCUUUUUGUUUGUGGCCUGAACAAAGACGGGCAGUUGGGGCUUGGUCACACGGAGGAUGUUCUGUUUUUUACACCCUGCAAAUCGCUCCUUGGCUGUCCCAUCCGACAGGUGGCCUGUGGCUGGGACUUUACCAUUAUUCUCACAGAAAACGGUCAGGUUCUCUCAUGUGGAUCCAACUCCUUUGGCCAGUUAGGGGUUCCUCAUGGGCCUCAAAGAUGCCUGGUUCCCCAGGCCAUUGAGCUCCUGAGAGAGAAGGUUGUUAGCAUUGCUGCUGGACUGAGGCAUGCGUUAGCCGCUACAGCGAGUGGCAUCGUGUUCCAGUGGGGAACCGGCUUGGCAUCUUCUGGACGGCGGUUGUGCCCUGGGCAGACUCUCCCACUGUUUUUGACAGCAAAGGAACCCAGCAGAGUGACAGGCCUAGAGAACUCUAAAGCAAUAUGUGUUGCGGCUGGCUCCGAGCACUCGGCUUCGCUGACAGACGCCGGAGAGCUGUAUGUUUGGGGACGCAACAAGCACGGGCAGCUGGCUGCCCAGGCUGCUUUCCUUCCUGUGCCCCAGGAAGUAGAAGCUCAUUGUUUUCAGAGUGAAAAGGUCACCGCUGUCUGGAGUGGGUGGACACACCUGGUUGCUCAGACAGAAACGGGCAAGGUGUUUACCUGGGGCCGAGCGGACUACGGUCAACUAGGGAGGAAGCUGGAGUCUCCCGAAGGCCGGAAACCAGAAAAGCAGGGCCCCCCGCUCCGCUGCUUGGGACCGCAGAAGAGCACGCCUUCGUGUCUGCACUGCCUAACAGGCGCGACUGAGGUCUCUUGUGGCUCAGAACAUAAUCUGGCCGUGGUUGGCGGGACCUGCUGCUCCUGGGGCUGGAACGAGCACGGCAUGUGCGGCGAUGGCGGCGAAGCCCACGUCUGGGCCCCGAAGCCCGUGCAGGCUCUGCGGCCGUCGUCGGUGCUCCUCGUGGGCUGCGGGGCCGGCCACUCCCUGGCCCUCUGCCAGCUGCCUGCCUGCCCUCCUCCAGUGGCCGGUGAGGACGCCCAAUCUCAGGAAGCACGGAGAGACAACCAGCACUGCCUGCCCCAAGCCAAUCCUACAGGUGCAGAAAUGGGGGGCUUGUGACAGAGACCCUUUAAUAAAGUGGCUUUUCCCACUCA